Oppiella nova is the source of this 982-nucleotide messenger RNA. The record is from the annotation of a GenBank genome assembly. NCBI's taxonomy places the organism in Eukaryota, Metazoa, Arthropoda, Arachnida, Sarcoptiformes, Oppiidae.
AAUUAAAUGACACGAAUGUCUAUAUAUUCUGUGAUUAAACUCUCGUUACAAUUAUUUCACUCACAAUAACUGAUCAAACAUUUUAUGCUAUUUUAUUUGUAUUACAGUCAUCUGACUACAAGUAUUACUAAUUAUAAAAGUAAUUAUAAUGGAAAUGAACGGACAGGUAGUGGCUCGGAAUGGGCUGACCGAUCGCACCGGUAGGAAAGUAGCAUUAAUUACCGGUAUCACUGGACAGGACGGCUCGUAUUUAGCGGAAUUCCUAUUGGAAAAGGGCUAUGAUGUGCACGGAAUCAUACGGCGGUCCAGUAGUUUCAAUACGGGACGCAUACAGCAUCUGUACGACGACCCCUACACGCAUCAAGGGGGCUCCAUGCGCUUGCAUUACGGCGAUAUGACGGACAGCUCGUGUUUAGUGAAGAUCAUACACGACAUCCGGCCCACAGAGAUCUACAACCUGGCCGCUCAGUCCCACGUCAAGGUGUCGUUCGACCUGAGCGAGUACACGGCCAACGUGGACGCCCUGGGCACCCUGCGCAUACUGGACGCCAUACGCACGGCCGGACUCGAGCCCACCGUCCGCUUCUAUCAGGCGUCCACUUCGGAACUGUACGGCAAAGUACAGCAAAUACCGCAGACAGAGACCACACCAUUCUAUCCGCGUUCGCCGUACGGUGUAGCCAAACUGUACGGCUACUGGAUUGUCGUCAACUAUCGCGAGGCGUACAACAUAUUCGCAGUGAACGGCAUACUAUUCAACCACGAGAGCCCCCGUAGGGGCGAGACGUUUGUCACGCGUAAGAUCACCCGAUCGGUGGCCAAGAUCUCGCUGAACGAGAUGGACCACUUUGAGCUGGGUAACCUGGACGCCCGACGCGACUGGGGUCACGCCAGGGACUACGUGGAGGCCAUGUGGCUGAUGCUGCAACAGGAUGUGCCCCAGGAUUAUGUCAUAUCGACGGGCGAAGCGCAUUCAGUCCGC